Larimichthys crocea (large yellow croaker) is the source of this 353-nucleotide messenger RNA. RefSeq names its product CD209 antigen-like protein 2. The record is from RefSeq and is a predicted model, not a curated record. The annotation marks the transcript as partial. The transcript is spliced from 3 exons. NCBI's taxonomy places the organism in Eukaryota, Metazoa, Chordata, Actinopteri, Sciaenidae.
ACCAGCAGCUGGAAGAAGAGAACAACAACUUAACAGCAAGAAUACAAGAGCUCGGGAAUCCAUGGAACCAGAACAUCAGUCAAGCUCAGAUGAGCGUUGAUCUCUACUGCCCCAUAAGAAACGGUCAAAGAAAGUGUAAUCCCUGUCUGGAUCAAUGGGCAGCCAAACCACCCAACUGCUAUGCGGUUAAUAACGGUGUGGCUCCUAAUCUGAGAACCUGGGACAGUGCUCAAGAACGUUGCAAAGAAAUCAAUUCAAAUUUGGUUGUCAUAGCUAAUGACCAGGAGAAGACAUCUGUUGAUGAAGCGAUUUGGCCUGACCUACCAGAUAAAACAUUCUGGAUCGGCCUGAGA